UGUCCACGGUCCGAGCCCAAAUCCUCCGUCGCCCACAACAAGUCCGCAAGUCAGCCGUAGUGUGUGUGUGUUUACUUGUGUUACCCACUCCCACUUUUGGGAUACAUAUAAAAGUGCCACCCCUGCCAUCACCCCACCCACAAAAAAAAAAAAAAAAAGUGAAGUGAAAAGUGGAGAAGUGGAGUGAAAUUUAAAACAAGUGUUACCUAAGUACAAGCCGCAAAAAAACCACAACAAAAAGGGAGCAGUAGUAGUUGAAGGUUGCGGCAAAAUGGCCCAGUUUGUGACCCACAUCCAGCCCACGCUGAUGGAGGCGUCCCAAGGUCAUGUGCCCCACCACCACGGACAUCAGGUGGGUGUGCAGCACUCGUCGCAUCUGCCCCACAGUGGCCACAACAUGCCCUCGCCGCCCACCCACAAUCACCACCAUGGCCACGGACAUGGCCAUCAUGCCACCAGCGGUGCUCAUCAUGGAGGAGCAGCUGGCCACUCGCAGAAGCAGUCAGCACAUCAUACCACCACCACCGGCCACGCCUCCAAGGGACAACACCACAGUCCGCCCUCGAGGAUACAUUCACCGCCGCCAGAGCACCAUGUGGAUCAUGUGGGACACUACGAGUACUUCCAGCAUCAGCACGAGCAGAUCUUCCACCAUGAAGGAGCGAAUGGUGGUGCCGGCCACAAGCAGCAGACCCACCACCAUCCCAACAAGCACGAGCACUGCCCCACAGGACACCAGAGUGCGGGCGAUGGAAACACUUCCUUUCUGCGCGCCGCUCGUGCCGGAAAUCUGGAGCGCGUGCUCGAGCAUUUGAAGAACAACAUUGACAUAAACACCAGCAAUGCGAAUGGCUUGAAUGCCCUGCACCUGGCCUCCAAGGAUGGCCACAUCCACGUCGUCUCGGAACUCCUUCGUCGGGGAGCGAUUGUGGACAGUGCCACCAAGAAGGGAAACACUGCCCUGCACAUCGCCUCAUUGGCUGGACAGGAGGAGGUGGUGAAGCUACUGCUGGAGCACAAUGCCUCCGUGAAUGUGCAAUCCCAGAAUGGUUUCACUCCACUCUACAUGGCCGCGCAGGAGAACCACGAUGCGGUGGUGCGUCUGCUUCUGUCCAACGGAGCCAACCAGAGUCUGGCCACCGAGGAUGGCUUCACCCCACUGGCGGUGGCCAUGCAGCAGGGCCAUGACAAAGUGGUAGCCGUCCUCCUCGAGAGUGAUACUCGUGGCAAGGUCAGGCUGCCAGCACUGCACAUUGCCGCCAAAAAGGACGACGUCAAGGCAGCGACUCUGCUUCUCGAUAAUGACCACAAUCCGGACGUGACUUCCAAGUCGGGCUUCACCCCGCUGCACAUUGCUUCCCACUAUGGUAACCAGAACAUCGCCAACCUGCUCAUCCAGAAGGGCGCCGAUGUCAACUACUCGGCCAAGCACAACAUCAGUCCGCUGCAUGUGGCCGCCAAGUGGGGCAAGACCAACAUGGUGUCCCUGCUCCUGGAGAAAGGUGGCAACAUCGAGGCCAAGACCCGUGACGGACUCACUCCGCUCCAUUGCGCCGCUCGCUCCGGUCACGAGCAAGUGGUGGACAUGCUACUCGAACGUGGAGCUCCCAUCUCGGCCAAGACCAAAAAUGGCUUGGCACCCCUCCAUAUGGCCGCCCAGGGUGAGCAUGUGGAUGCUGCCCGCAUCCUACUGUACCAUCGUGCACCCGUUGAUGAGGUGACAGUGGACUAUCUGACUGCCCUUCAUGUGGCCGCCCACUGUGGUCAUGUUAGGGUGGCCAAGUUGCUACUGGAUCGAAAUGCCGAUGCCAAUGCAAGGGCAUUGAAUGGAUUCACACCACUGCACAUUGCGUGCAAGAAGAACCGCUUGAAGGUGGUGGAGCUGCUGUUGCGACAUGGUGCCAGCAUUAGUGCCACCACAGAGAGUGGACUUACGCCGCUCCAUGUGGCCGCCUUCAUGGGCUGCAUGAACAUUGUCAUCUAUCUGCUGCAGCACGACGCCAGUCCCGAUGUGCCCACUGUGCGCGGCGAGACGCCACUCCAUCUGGCCGCCAGAGCCAACCAGACCGACAUCAUUCGCAUCCUGCUGCGCAAUGGCGCCCAGGUGGACGCACGUGCUCGGGAGCAACAGACGCCGCUGCACAUCGCCUCGCGUCUGGGAAAUGUGGACAUCGUGAUGCUUCUGCUGCAACAUGGCGCCCAGGUGGACGCCACCACCAAGGACAUGUACACGGCACUGCACAUCGCAGCCAAGGAGGGCCAGGAUGAGGUGGCCGCUGUGCUAAUUGAGAACGGCGCCGCCUUGGAUGCCGCCACCAAGAAGGGAUUCACGCCACUUCACUUGACGGCCAAGUAUGGACACAUUAAGGUGGCCCAGCUGCUGCUCCAAAAGGAAGCGGAUGUGGAUGCGCAGGGCAAGAACGGUGUCACUCCAUUGCAUGUGGCUUGCCACUACAACAACCAGCAGGUUGCCCUGUUGCUGCUGGAGAAGGGAGCCAGUCCACAUGCCACGGCCAAGAAUGGACAUACUCCGCUGCAUAUUGCCGCCAGAAAGAACCAGAUGGACAUAGCUACUACUCUAUUGGAAUAUGGCGCUUUGGCCAAUGCCGAGAGCAAGGCUGGAUUCACUCCACUGCAUUUGAGCAGCCAGGAGGGUCAUGCCGAGAUCUCCAAUCUGCUGAUCGAGCACAAGGCCGCCGUCAAUCAUCCGGCCAAGAAUGGUCUAACGCCCAUGCAUCUGUGCGCCCAGGAGGAUAAUGUGAAUGUGGCCGAGAUUCUGGAGAAGAACGGCGCCAACAUCGACAUGGCCACCAAGGCUGGCUAUACCCCAUUGCAUGUGGCCUCGCAUUUUGGCCAGGCCAACAUGGUGCGUUUCUUGCUGCAGAAUGGCGCAAACGUGGAUGCGGCCACCUCCAUUGGCUACACUCCGCUCCAUCAGACGGCCCAGCAGGGUCAUUGCCAUAUUGUGAAUCUCCUGCUGGAGCACAAGGCCAAUGCCAAUGCCCAAACGGUCAAUGGACAAACGCCAUUGCAUAUUGCCCGCAAACUGGGCUACAUAAGUGUCCUGGACUCGUUGAAAACCAUCACCAAGGAGGAUGAGGCAGCUGCUGCUCCGGCCCAAACCGAGGAGAAGUACCGCGUGGUGGCGCCCGAGGCCAUGCACGAGUCCUUCAUGUCCGACUCCGAGGAAGAGGGCGGUGACACUAACUGGCAACUGGACGCUGGCUACGAGUACGGCUUUGGCCCAAUCUAUCUGCCGUACUACCAGGGCGACAGGCACUAUGUCUCCAGCGAAGACAAUAUGCUAUCAGAUCAACCAUACCGCUAUUUGACCGUUGAUGAAAUGAAAUCCCUAGGCGACGACUCGCUGCCCAUCGAUGUAACCCGUGAUGAGCGCAUGGACUCCAACCGGAUGACCCAGAGCACCGAGUACGCCUCUGGAGUUCCGCCCACCAUUGGUGAGGAGGUGAUCAGUCCACACAAGAGCCAGGUGUACGGCAGUUCACCCAAGGCCACCGUCGAUGGAGUUUACAUUGCCAAUGGAUCUGGUCUUGAUGAGCCGCCGCAUGUGGGUCGCAAGCUAAGCUGGAAGAGCUUCUUGGUGUCCUUCCUGGUGGAUGCCCGUGGAGGAGCGAUGCGCGGCUGUCGGCACAGUGGCGUCCGCAUGAUCAUACCCUCGAGGUCCACUUGUCAGCCAACCAGGGUAACCUGUCGCUAUGUGAAGCCGCAGCGCACCAUGCAUCCGCCCCAGUUGAUGGAGGGCGAGGCCUUGGCCAGUCGUGUCCUGGAGCUGGGUCCUUGCUCCACCAAGUUCAUUGGGCCCGUGGUGAUGGAGGUGCCACACUUUGCCUCGCUGCGCGGCAAGGAGCGCGAGAUCAUCAUACUGCGUUCAGACAAUGGAGAAACAUGGCGGGAGCACACCAUCGAUAACUCCGAGGAGAUCAUACACGAUGUCCUGCAGCAGUGCUUUGAGCCAGAGGAGAUUGCCCAACUGGAGGAGCAGGCUGGCAACCAUGUGUGCCGAUUCGUCACCUAUGACUUCCCUCAGUAUUUCGCUGUUGUAUCACGCAUACGUCAGGAGGUCCAUGCCAUUGGACCGGAGGGCGGCAUGGUGUCCAGCACCGUGGUGCCACAGGUGCAGGCCGUCUUCCCACAGGGAGCCCUCACCAAGAAGAUCAAAGUUGGCUUACAGGCCCAACCGGUCGAUCCCGACCUCACGGCGAAGCUAUUGGGUCGCGGCGUGGCCGUAUCCCCAAUUGUUACGGUCGAGCCGCGUCGCCGUAAAUUCCACAAGGCCAUCACACUCAGCAUGCCCGCGCCCAAGGCUCACAGCCAGGGUAUGAUCAACCAGUACUCGGGCAAUACGCCCACCCUGCGUCUGCUAUGCUCCAUUACAGGUGUGUUUCGGAAAAGGUCUCUAAAAGGCGGACCAUCUCGUGCUCAAUGGGAGGAUGUCACCGGUUCCACGCCCCUGACAUUUGUCAACGACUGUGUCUCCUUUACCACCACAGUAUCAGCUCGUUUCUGGCUGAUGGAUUGCCGCAACAUCUCGGAUGCCACCAAAAUGGCCACUGAACUGUACAAGGAAGUCAUCCAUGUGCCGUUCAUUGCCAAGUUUGUGGUAUUUGCCAAGAAGAUAGAACCAUUCGAAGCGAGACUCCGGGUCUUCUGCAUGACCGAUGAUCGUGAGGACAAAACCCUGGAGAAGCAUGAGCUCUACACGGAAGUGGCCAAGAGCCGUGAUGUCGAGGUCCUCGAGGGCAAGCCGCAGUACAUCGAGAUGGCUGGCAAUCUAGUGCCUGUGACCAAAUCGGGCGACCAGCUCCAGGUGCAAUUCAAGGCCUUCCGAGAGAACCGUCUGCCGUUCACUGUACGUGUCAAGGAUCAACAUGCUGAUAUUGUUGGACGCACGUUGUUCAUGAAGGAACCCAAGGUGGCCAAGGGCGAGCCACCGCAACAGCCCAUCUGCAUUCUGAACAUCGUUCUCCCGGAGGCUGUGAUUCCCGAUUCCACAACCGCGUUUUCGGACCGCGUCACCUCCGCUUACAGGACCUCAAUGUUCAGCUUGAGCAAGCAUCAAAAUGACCAUUACAUUGGUGACAUCCGCAUCGUCGAUCUAUCCAACCUGCUGGGUAAGGACUGGAUUCAGCUGGCCCCGGAGAUCGGCAUCAAUGGGGAGGAGAUCGAUGAGAUCAUCAACCACAACACAGAUAGCAUUGCCAGGCAGGCACAGAGCAUGAUUCGCCUGUAUAAGGACAAACCAAACUACGAUAUUCUUUCGCUGGAAACGGCACUCAAAAACAUUGGACGAGACGACAUCAUGAAAAAGUGUAAGAGUGGACGACUGUCGCAUUCGCGUGAGUUCGAUGAGGCGGACCUAAUGAAGAACUCGGAGUCCGUGGAGGAAUUGGUUCGCAGAGAAAUUCUCUUCCCAGGCAAGCGAAUCCAGCAAAUUAACGAACGCGAAGAAGUCAAAUACUCUGCCGAGGAGAAGGAGGUCGAGGAAUCGGAGUCCGAUGAGGAAGCUGCCAAGCGAACAGUAGCGGAACGACGGGAAAAGAUUGUGAAGCGUCUGUCCAUGGAACGAUCCAUUCCUGCCUCAACCCAAAAGAAAGAGAUCACCCGCGAAAUAACCGAGAUCAAGCGAAAGAGUCUCAUCGAGGACAAGAAGGCUCACCAUGAGUCCGAAAUUCUAAUGCAACUGCCUGCCGAUAACGUGAUUAUCAAGACAACCACUGUACCCGACCAAGUCAUUAAGAUGAAGAUGGGCAAGAUGGACUCAACCGAGAUAAGCAAGAGCGAGUUCGACAAGGAACUCACGCACAAGUUCAGGACAUCCGGGCGUAGCUCAGAGGAGGAGGACCAGCCAUCGUCUCCAGAUCAGACUGACAAGAUUGUCCAGGACAUUAGUGCUGCCGAGAAGAAGGAAAAGGAUGGCGUUACCUUCAGCCGAGUGACGACAAUAACCCGCCAAGAGGCUCGCGACAUUACCGAAGACUUCCUAGAGAUUGAGAAGCGCAGCCAACUGCCGGCUACUUCCACAAACGCAACAGUUCAUGAGAAGUUCGAUGAGGAGAUCAAGGAGAAGACCAGCCCUCUGGCUUCAGUGCCGCAAGAAACCGUCAAGGAGGUGCAACAAGUUAUCAGCGAGGUCACCGAAAUAGCCAGCAAGAAGGUUGAAAACAUUAUUAGCUCCUUUGAGAGUAGCAAGUCUGUGGAAGCUACUCCAGUUCUGCCCACACAGUCGUCUGUCGAAUCAACGAAGGUUAGCGAGACCAUUAAGAACCUGGAGGAUGCCAAGACCGUGCCCACGGAGCAAACGAAGACUGUCCAUGUUAUCGAGAGCUCUAGUAUCGAGGAGACAAUUGCCGAAUUCGAAGCCAAGAAGGUCAAAUAUGACUUCCAUGGCGGUGAGCCUAAGACACAGAUCCCUAAGUUCACACGGAAACCUAGCGAUGAUUCAAUGAAGCCCACUGCAGCUCCACGUGCAACAGUUGAAUGCGAAACCGAAUCGGUCAUUGAGACAAAGGCCGAAAAACCGAUCUCAAAGAUUCCAGUCAAGACAAUACCAACCGAAGCUCAGAAGGUGGUCGAAGUAGAUGCACGUAAGAUCACUCAAGACUUCCUGCAGGGUGAGAAACUGGCAGCCGAGCCCAAGACAUCUCCGGCAGCAAGCAAGAUACCCAAGGUGGAGCCGAGAAAAUCUAUGGAUAAGCAGGUCGAACGGGAAUCAAAAAUCUUGGACGAUGUUGUGGCCUCUACAGCCACCAUUAUGACCGCUGGACUAGGGAGUGAGCAGUUCAAAGAACAAAUCGUUGAGCAGUCUGAAAUUGUCGCCAAAUCCGAGACAGUCGCGGAAAAGGUCAGCGAACUGCUAGAAACAUUCCACAAGAUCGAGGAGAAGGUCGCCAAAUCGGAGAAGACCUCGGAAAUAUCCAGCAAAGUGGAGGAGCUAGUUAAAAUCGAGGACAAACCUCUCUCACAAGUACAGCCCAAGGAGGAUAAGGUGGCUGAAAAGGUUGCUGAAGUUAUCGAAACAUUCCACAAAAUCGAGGAGCAGAUCACCACUGCCGAUGCCCACCAGCUCACUCGUGAUUUUCUGAGCAUGGAGCAACAAACCCAAUUGCCAAGCAUGCCACAAGCUGCUGAGAAGCCCCUCGAAUCCAGUUUGACAUCCACAAGUGCUUCGGAACCAGAAUCAAUUGUUACAGUGAAGUCCUCACCGCCUGCGAGUAAGAUACCUGUAGUGGAACCCAGGAAAAUCGUUUUCGAAGAAACCACAAAGCCUCUGGUCGAGCCUGAGCUAGUGAAGACCACUGAAAAGAAGCCUCUCAACGAGCGACAACUAACCGCUGAUUUCUUGAGCAUGGAGCAGCAAACACAGCUGGUCUCCGAGCCUGCCAAGUCGUUGGUAGAAGAGGUGGUGAAGUCAGCCGAGCAAAUGGUAGAACAACCGAAACAGCAAAAACCCCUGAGUGAACGUCAACUGACAGAGGACUUCCUGCUUAUGGAACAGCAGACACAGCUGCCUACAGACAUUUGCAAGCCGACGGAUAAGCUGAUCGAUGGUAUUGAGUCUGCAGCACCAGUUGGAGAUCAAGCUUCGCCGUUCCACACGCCCAAGCUGACCACCAGUGUGGUCACCCAGGAGCCACAGCCACUGGCGAGCGAAUAUGACAGUGACACUUUCGGCAAACAGGCCACCAUGCCGCUAGGAGAUUCAUUGUUGGAGCAGGGACUUAUUGCACCAGUCUCCAUGGAGCCACGAAAGUCACUGACCGAUGCCGAGUUCUGCAAAUCGGUGGGCGAAACAAUCACCAAGAAGAUGAGCGUGGGAGUGAUUGAAAUAAGUGAUGAGCUCAAGAAAAUAGAGAGCGAAAUCCCACACUCCCAGACUCCGCCACCAACUCCGAGUGACAACAAAACCGAAAAGCAGAACGAAGAGCCUGAACUGAUCAGCCUAGAACGUGAUUAUCUGGCCGACACUGUGACCACCCUGCAUACGACUACAGAGUCGACCCUCGAACGCGUUUCUGCCAUUACCAAAAUUGAAAUGAGUACAAGUAGUCAAACACCGAAGAUGACAACAACGACGACCAUGACAGCACAAAUAGAUCGCACCAAAGUAGAUUUGACUAUUCCUGGGCAAGAUCAGCAAAAACAUAAGGAUCUCAAGGAGCAGUCAGCCGUAGAUGUAGAUGCAAAAACAGAGGCAGAGAAGACUGCCAGUGAUAGGGAUUAUUUAGAACAAAUUAUGGGCUGUGGUGAUGUGAGACGCAAAAUCAUGCGUUUGGAGAGCAGUGGCAGCACCGAAUCAUUGGAGUCCAUGGGCAAGUCGUCCACUGUGACACCCAAAUAUAUAGGCGACAAUGUGCCAGUGGUGCGAGAGGUGGUGCAGAGUAUGGAGGAUAAGAUCUGCAGUACAGUGGUGUCGGCCAUUCCAUUUGCCGUACAAAAACGGAAGACCCAUGAAGAUGACAAGGAACCCAAUGUAGUAGAGCUAGAAAAGCAAAUACUUACGCCAGCAGAUUUGGCCCUGGAAAAGUUAAUCAAAUGUGAGCCGCCCUCUGAGGUGGUAAAAAUUUCACCCAUCGAGGCCAUGGCUGUUGGCCUUAAGGAGAUUGAAGAAGAGGUUUGUGAAAAGGUUUGCGAGAAGCGCAAGUCGUUUGUGGUAGCUGAAGACUUUUGUGAAACGGAUAAGACUUUAACAGAACAGGUAAUAGAUUUAAAUAGGCAAGUAGACCAGGUACCUGCAAGGAUUUUAACUGACACUAUUGAAAAGCAUUUAGACUUAGAAGAUAGGGACGUCCUUGAAGCUUCACCAACGGUUAGGGAAGUUGUGCAGGACAUAGAACGCAAAUAUCCCGCGGCCAGCUUAGAGGCCAAACCUUUUAGCCCACGCAAGCGGGUAACAACAGACCGUAAGGUUGAUGUUUCGUCCAUAGAGCAGCUGAUUUUAAGUGACGCCGAUCUGAUUUUAGAUGGUUUGGGCUCUAAGUGUAUACCAGAACAAAAGGUACAGUCGCCCAUUUCUUCCAUGAACAAGACGAGCAGCAGUACUGAAAACCUAGAAGACAUAUGCGAAAAAAUAUGCUCAAAGCGCACAAUCUCAGAUAUGGCAAAGGUCUUUGAAAGAAAAGAAGACCCAAUACCUUUACCAUCUAUUACAAAUGUAAAGUCGACAACUGCCAAGUUCCUAGAGUGCGAGUCAGGGAAGUUUGCUAUUACGGAGAGUAUUCAGGAUUUUAAUGCCAAGAGUAGUUUAAAUGAAGAAGUAGCAGGGAUUGAAAAAGUUCAACAUAGAUUUUUAGCAGAUUGUUAUACACAAGAAUUUCCAAUAGAAACGAUUAUGGAUACAAAAUUCGUAGAAUUCCCAAAAAUUUCACACACCCUCGAACGAUUACAUUCCAUUUCGAAAACUGACCUUGCGGAUACUAAGAAAAUCGUCCACGAAUCUAGUGAAUUUGAAUCAAAACUAGAUAAACUUGUGCACAAAAUAGAACAAAAAGAUAACCAAAACCCUGAUUUUGAACACAAUGUAAAGUUUCCCACUCAGGACAAUUUAGAUGAGUUUCAGACACAGAAAAACUUGACCUCUGAAUUUGUUACAGUGACGGAUAACUCGGAGUAUAAAUUUCCAACUGAAGGAAAAUCUUAUUUAGGUAAAGAACCAAUUGAAAGCGAUAGCGACGAGGAGUUGGACAAUUUGAAAAAGAAAAGCAAGAUUAACCUUUUAUUGAAAAUUGAGCACUCAUCCUAUUUUGAUACAACAAAGAUCGUCAAGAGCACAGAAAGUAGAGAAAUAACGAAAUUUCCAAUGGCGAACGAUAGCAAGUCAGGAGACACAUUUUACUCUGGGGAAAAAGCACAAUACAUUCAUUCCACUGAAACAAUGUCAGACAAACGUGACAAGUCAUUUAGCCACAAAACUUCGUUGGUAACUUUAGAUAAAAGUAGUGCAGAUACUUCUCACAUUAGUUUGGAACCGGAGUCCCCUGAGAAGAAGGACGAAAAGGUCCUAGCAAAAUCAGACGACAGUUCCCAGUCAGUCAUUGAGACUGUUAAGCCAAGUCCCAAAGCAUAUUCGCACGACGAAUCUGAUGACGAAAUAGAUAUACCCAAACUACAAGACAAACCUAUUGGCCACCCAAUUUCUUUGCUAACUUCUGUAGAAAUUAUUGGGGAAAAAUCUCCUCUUCAUUCUAAAGAAAUAACAAAGUCACCUCAGAAGAACGACGAAAAGGUCCUAGCUAAACCAGAAGACAGUUUCAAAUCAGUCAUUGAGUCUGAUAAGCCAAGUCUCAAAGAAUAUUCAGACGACGAAUCUGAUGACGAUAUAGAUAUUCCAAAACCACAAGACAAACCUAUUAGCCAGCCAACUUCUUUGGUAACUUCUGUAACAGGUAGUGAGGAUAAGUCUCCUCUUCAUACCGAAGAAAAAGCGAAAUCGCCUGAGAAGAAGGACGAAAAGGUCCUAGCGAAACCAGACGACAGUUCCAAGUCAGUCUUUGCGACUGUUAAGCCAAGUCCCAACGAAUAUUCGGACGACGAAUCUGAUGACGAAAUAGAUAUUCCCAAACCACAAGACAAACCUAUUAGCCAGCCAACUUCUUUGGUAACUUCUGUGACUGGUAGUGAGGAUAAGUCUCCUCUUCAUACUGAAGAAAAGGUCCCAGCGAAACCAGACGACAGUUUGAAGUCAGUCAUUGAGACUGUUAAGCCCAGUCUAGUGGAAUAUUCCGACAAUGAAGGCGAUGCCAAAAUUAAGUGUCCUAAACCCCAAGAGAAGCCUUUAAGUGAACCAAUUCCAGUAGAGACACCCUUCAGUAGUUUCCAUGACGUAAUGUCCAAAGAAGUUAUUUCCUUCAAGGCAGAAGAAAGUUCAAAAACAAUUCAAACAAAUAUUAAGUUUGCAAGCACUAGUAUUACAACAGAAGAUACGAAGAUAGUUAUGCCGGUUGAUUCGAUAUCUAACUUGAAAGACGGUAACAUCGCAACCUCAGUAGAUGUCAAAUCAAUGUCAGUAAAGCCUAUUGUGAACGAGUAUUCGGACGAUGAAAGUGACGAAGAGUGUGGAAUUACUAAACCUAUUUCUGGCGUAUGUCCUAAAAUAAAUACACCCAUUAUGUCAGAGGGAAAUUCAACCCCAGUUCAAAUCGAUUCAAAAUCAGCAAACACUAGUGGAACAACUGUAUAUAUUCAGACAUUUAAGCCAAUAGCCGAGUCUGAUGGUCAGAUGACAUUGGGAACUCCUUGUGGGGUAAAGUCAAAUGCAACUAGUCUCAUUGCACAGAAAUGUCAGGAAUCCUAUUUAGAUCAUCAUGCGGGCGUUGAUUUGGUUUCUGAUUCUGAAGAAAAUAGGUCUGUGCAACAGAUUGUGGAGGAUACCAUCAGGGCUGGUAAUGCUGAGGUACAAAAAAUUGUAGACGAAACACUCAAAAGUGUUCAGAAAACCAGAAAUAUUAAAGAUCAGGUAGUAGACGAAGGUCGUUCAGUUGAACAAAUAGUUGAAGACACUCUUAAGAAUGCAAAGUUUAUUCCUGAUAUUCCUAAAGAAGAUAAACCGUGUAGCCCACAGCUAAAAGAAACUAAUGCCCAAGAAGUUCGUCCAGUUGCUUACUUUGUAAAUUUAGACGAUGAACAGAAAUUAAUAGCUCCAGUUAAAAAGGCACCAGUUAGAGCACAAUCGAAACAAAUAAUUAAGUCAAAAACGGGGAAAAUAUUAGAAGAGACUUCUGCAAAAUCGACGAAUAAGUCUACGAUUAGCAAAAGAACACUCGCGGUUAGGGAAAAGCCUAGUCCCAAACCAGUUUCUUCAGCAAAGACCACUACUACUGUCAAACAAACUCCGACUAAAAAAACAGUAACAAUGGACAAAACAAAACUAUCGAAUAAGACCGAGUCACGACGUUCAGUUACAAGCUCUACUUCAACAACCACCAGUUCCGCUUCCGCUACUAGUCGCGUGAUAAGUGAAAUACACUUCGAGAGAUCAUCUAGUCCUGCUUCAAGUUCCAUUUUCUACGAAAGCAAGCCGCAAGGUGAAGGCAGUCGUUCAACCACGCCAAGACCCAGGGUUAAGACAGAUGUCACACGAAUUCCCUACAAUACCUCACCUCGAUCGUUUAGUCCACAGCUGAAGACCACAAGGGCAGGCAAGAAAGUCGUUAACCAAACUAAAACCACUGUCACUCGAUCUACCAAAGAGCUUACAGAAAAAAGUUCCAAAAAGACUGAGCGAACCGUCAGCCAAGAGCAUGUUGAGAAGCGGAAAACUCCGACACCGUCUGCCACCCACAGAUACAUGCAGCCCACCCUGGCCCACAGCAUGAGGUACGGUUUGAGUGGCGAUGGCGAAAUUGGCCAGAGUGUCUCCACGGCACCCCCAAAGUCGCCAGCACCACCCAAAUCGCCAGCUCCGGCCCAAACUAAAAGUACCCGAAGAACACAAACUGUUACAAGUGCCUUGACAAAGUCCACAACCCAAAUAACGAAACCAAAAAACUCGAUUGCUGAGAAGAAACCAGCGCAGCCCCGUUCCCAGAUUAAAAGAGGCUCACAGAGCGAUAGCAAGGAAUCCCUAAUAAAAAGCACCGACCGCCUAUACAAACGACAGACAUCCAAGGAAAAUAAACUAGCAAACGUGAUAGGCUCAAAGAGCCAAGCAACCAAAAGCAUGAAGACACAAUCAGCUAAUUCAGCCAUGAAACUUGUCUACAAAACUUCCAUAGAAACCGACAACAGGCUUCUGACGAAGACCACAGCCACUAUACAGCGCACCAAAGUUCCGAUUAGCGUGUCUUCCAGUGCAAGGACUGCAGCAAAGCUAAGCAAGAGUGAUGACACCGUCAAGAGACCUCAGGUAGACAAUAAGAAACCAAUAAAGCGAACGGUAAGCAAAGUAAGUGAAUCCAGUGGCACCAUGUCCACCACAGCUUCGACAGCUACGACCAGAACCGCGCAGAGCUCCAUGGAGCCAAAGCUCCAAAAGAAGAUGAAGGACACGAUGAACGAGUCGAGUUCGAACUCGGGUAGCGGCACCACCAGUGCCAGCGGCUCUUCAAAUAGCACGCGACGAAGUGUGCGUUCCGUUAGCACGGCUAGCCGCAAAACGGACAAGGACUUGACCAACAUCCGGCGAGCAAGUGGAGCGGUUGUUUCGACAUCGACCGUACGGGUGCAUCGGGAACCAACAGCAACCACCAGCGCUGUUAGCACCGUGCUCGUUGAUGACGACUGUGAGGUGAUAACCAUACGUUCCAUUAAAUCAAGCGAUAGUACAAAAAGUUCUACCUCAUCAUCCUCCGGUAGCGGCAGCAACAGUCGCAAGGUGCUAACCAGCGAGGUGUUCACUAAAACCUUCGGCCCCGACAAGCCGCUGGAGGUGGUCUAUCGACAGCCAGAGUUUGAUGUAGAACACCACACGAUCAUGUCUGUGCGCCCGCCCUCCACGACAAGCAGCGAUCAGAGAUGCAUUAACGAGUUCGAUGUCAGUUUCAUCGACACCACCGACUCCAGUCUCUCGGACUCUGUUGCCUUACCCAUGUUAGGCUCCGGUGAUCCUGAUCGUCUGCUGGCCGCCAGUCCCGGUUCGCCCAAGCCCACUCGCAGCCCCCUGGCCCUUAUUGAGGAGACCCUGCGCCGCCAGCAACAGCACCACCAUCACCAUCAGCAACACUACCACCACAGUAGCGGUGCUAUUGCUGCUGCCCUUGAUCCUUCUCUGUCGAUGCCAGUGGCUUUUGGAGAGAGUCAACUGGAGGCGGAGGCAGGGGUGGAGAAGGGCAACACUUUCAAAGAAACCCUUCAGGAAAAAAAAGUAGACCUAUCCAGUCUGGAUACCGCAAAGAUCUCACAUGAAAUUGGUGAUGUUAAAGUUGGUGGUGGUGAUGAUGAUAGUGAUGGCGAUGGCGAUGGCGUUAGCGGAGAUCUUGUUGCACGCAUUCGCGAGGAAGCCAAUAUUCUGGUGGAUCGCGUGCUCGAAGAAAGUGUCGAGAUCAUUGAGAGUCACGGCCAUCAGGCCAAUGGCCAUGAGAUCGCUAAGCUGGACUACAACUCAGAAAGUGAGAAUUAUGCCAUCACAUGCGACGAUAUCAGCGGCGUCGAUGUUAUCAAAUCGCCCACCAUUGAGUCCAUGUCGGGCAAGUCGUUUGACGACAACAUGAGCUUCACCGACGAGCACAUACAUUUACCCUUGCAUGCCCAGAACACGACCACCACCAUGACAACGACAAUUACCACUCAGUUCCAACAGCAGCAGUCCCAGUCUGCUGUCCCAAGUACAUCGGCGGCAAAAGAUCCGGUUCCAGUUCUCGAAUCCGUACCCGUAUCAUUUCCCAUAGAGAGUAGUCGAAGUCAGGCGGAAGACGAGAGUGCAACGAGAGCCAGGCGCAUUGAUCGAAAGAUCGAGAAACUAUCCACGGACAUGGACGAUGUCAGCGCCAGGUUCGAUGAGGCGUUUGAGAUGUCGGUGCCCGAGGACGAGAUCAGCGCCCUGCAGGGCGACUUUUCCAAACUUAGCUGGGAUGAAAGCGUUUCCCCCACGACCAACACCAUGGCCGAUAUGGCACAAAACCAAAUAACUCCCGAUAACGAUAUCCAAGAUCUCAUCGCAGAAACAGGCGGCGAUUUACCAAACUCAAGUGAAACCGAUACCACUCCCGUACCACCGUCGAAAGAAUCGGAAACCAAAACCGAAACUGAGCCGACGGUAGUAACCAAUGCCUUCACUACCACCAGCCACGAUACACCCACACCAAAACCAAGAGUACUCAAAGCAAACUCCCCCGUCUCCGAAGGCACUGAUAGCACCACCAUUCCUGGCCCAGUGCCGAAGCCCGAAAUACCAAUUGAUAUUAGUUUUGAUGCCGCCGCACCGGUUCCAAAACCCCGUGCUCCCAUUAAGCACACGGAACCCUUUGAAAACCUGGCUGCCCUAGCUGAACAGUCUGAUAGCAUUAGUCUGAGGAGCUUUGAGCUUACAGAGGACAUUUCCAAGACGGACGAGCCCUCCACAGAGCUCUCCAUUCGAUCCCAGCUGCGGGACAUAGUCACAACCACCACCACUGCUUCGGAGGAUCACACCGAAAGCUUCGAGCCAACGAGUGAGAUUUCCGUCGAUGAUGCCGAUACUGAAAAAUCAGAGGGUGCCGAAAAGACCACUAGCUUUUAUAUUGGGGAAUCCAGUCGUAAUGUUAUCAUCAAGACAUCGACACGAUCUGCAAGUGUUACCCCGCAAGAAGAGGAAGCUCAGGGCGAAAUUGGCAUUGAUGCUAAAGAUAUUUCCCUAAUGAAAGAGGUAUCCGUUGACUCUGACGAGGCCAACGAUGUUUUCAAGGAGUUCAUCACGAUGAAGCCCGAAGAUCCCACUGCAAUGGACAGCAAGAUAACCAGACAAGGCUCGGAAACCCGAAAUGACAUACUUGAAUUUGAAAAUGCUGAUAAGGACAAGACUGCAGAGCAAAAGAUGUCCAAAGUAACAACCGAGGAGAGCUUGACCACAUCCACCGGCUCCAGCGGUCGAGCCAUCAUUGAAAUUGCACCUUCGAGCAGCGAAGAUCCCGAUGAGUCCAGUAAGGAAAUUCCGGAAAUUGUCAAUACAAUCUCUGAGAAGGCAGCCUCAACUGAUAGAUUCGAAUUGCCCUUGGAAAAAAGUGAGUGGGAAACAUCAGAAAAAGAAAUCCCAACGGCGGGCAAACAAAAAGUUGUUCACUCGCCUCAACAACCCCAAGAAACCAGCAUGCAGAGUACGCUUGAUAAGUUUCUCGGAGAUGAAAUCCUGGAGGAAGAACACAGCACUGAGGAUAAGGAGAUGAAAGACUUAAUCCAGGACACCACUUCCCAACUUGAAACGAGUAACAUGCCGCAGGGAUUUUCAUUUGCAGGUGAGAGCGAGGACAUCUCCUCAUUCAUUGGCAUACCCGAAACAAGCAUGCAGACUUCCACCUUGGAUAGUACUCAGCCUCCAGAAGGUCUGUUCGACACCACAAUCAAGGAGACCCUUAAUAAACAAGCGGCAAUGGCCCAUUAUGCCCAUGAUGUCUUUGGCAGUGCGGAAAGACGUGAUGACCACGGUUCGCUAGGUUUCAUUUCCACCGGCACAGCCGAGGAGUUGAGCUCCAUGGAAGAACAAAUGGCAAAGGAGGAACAAGCCUCAUUGGGCUUUAUUUCAACUGAAACUGCCGAGGAUUUCAGCUCCAUGGAAGAUUAUUAUUCAGAGAAAUUGGCCGUCGCAAGUGUUGUUGGUGAUGAGGUGGCAACCGAAAAAUCAAUUACAACUAGCACUUUUGAAGAGCUCUCGUCUGAUCAAUCCAUGAAGCCAAUUGAUGCUGUGGUUCAUCGACUUAAAACCGAGACAUCGCCAGACUCCAUGAACCGCUGGUCUAUUCCCGAUGUAGAUACCUCCAGCUCAAGCGAGAGCUUCCACAGAAGCUUCGACAAGACGCAAAGUCGGCCGUUGUCCUCAGACUUGGAUAACCUUCUGACCACCACAGGCACUGGCACCUCAAGUGAGUACCAAACCGCGCGGGAAUUCACCACCACUGGUCGCACAGAGGGCACCGAAUAUAUUAGUGCAGUCAGCACCCUCGGAAGCAGUAGCUUAGAUUCCCAGUCGGAGACUUCGGCCAAUUUGGCCAGCAUUGAUGUGUCCGAGCUGUCGGAGACAUUGGUGGCCUCCUCUGCUGAUGUCGAUGCAUUCGAGGCCGAAGAGAUGUCGCGUCUGGGCGAUCUUCGAGCCGAUGACGAGGACAGUGAUGAGAGUGUAGAGCUGCCAGGAACUGCCUAUCCAACCAGCGAACAGCAGAGCCUCAUGAAGCGCUCCCAGGAAAUGAUUUUCAAGCCAAAGACCCAGGACGAAGAGCCAUUGCCCGUUCAGGAUGUGCAAACCGAGGAAUAUCCCAAAGCCAAGGAGGCAGAGCGCACCUGGGGCCUGGCCUAUCCCUUGGAGGAUAGCAAGGUGGGUAGUCCGCGGGAAAGUGAAAAAGGCGAGGACAUCCUGCUGUAUCACGCUGAUCCACGUCGGUCCAUUGACGAGGCCAAGCUGGCAUCCAGCCUAGACGAAGGCAGUAUUCUUUCCGUUAGCAUGUCGAGUACAUCCAACAUUGACACCGUUGUAGAGAACUUUGAUGAUAUCAUUGGAUCUGCCGGAUCUUCUUCGUUGACCGGCAUCGAAGGUUUCCAGUACGGCCAUGAUGAGUCUAUUCCAUCUGCCUCGGUGCCCGAAGACGCCACAUUUAUGCUGGAAAUGGAGAGCAAAGAACAUUCACCACAGGAUUCGAAUGCCAGUACUCCUCCAGGUGGUGAAUCAAAACGCCGGGGUCACAAGCGUAAUGAGAGCAUUUCGGGAGAUGCCUUGAAAAACUUGGACAAGGAGGUUGCCUUACUGGGCGAAGGCAAGGAAUCGGAGAGCGAGUCUGACACGGAUCCCUACGAAUCGGAAUAUGCCCGCCAGUUCCGUUCCCCCAAAGAACGAAAGAGCAAAAAGAAGAAGCAAGCGGCAGCCGAAAUGGAUCACAGUGGCGAACUGGAAAAGCGUCCAUUUACACCAUCCCAGUUGGUAGCCGAGGUCAUCGUGGAGGACAGUGUCACCGAGGAGCUGGAGGCAGAGGCCGCAAUGAUCGAGGAGCGCCGUCCCUCUCAGAAUAUGCAGGACUAUUCAAAUAUACCCGACAUUAUGGUCACGGAAGACAUCAAAUCGCCCAUCCUGGAGGAAGAGACAGAUGAGUUCCCCGAGAAGAUGCUCUACAAAGUGCGCACCGAGGAGGAAUUGCACAAGGCGAGUGACACCUCGGUAUAUCAGAAGGCCAAGGCCGAGGAGAAGGAGCAGGACUUUCAACGACGAGUACAGGAACAAUACCGUCAGAAGCUCGAGGAACUGAAGCGCGCUGAAGUGGGAGCUGAAUACGAUGAUCGCAAGGCUCCCGAUUCCCCAGACUCCUUUGAAAUGGUCGAACAACCGGAUAUCUCGGAUGAAUUCGUCAUUAUUGAGGAGGUGGCCAAGGAGGCCAACGAAGUAGAUCUCGGCGGUCAGAGCAUUAAGAUUAAACCGAUUAAGUACGUGCAAAAGCACGACGAGGAUGUUGAAAAGAUCAUCAUUAAGUCAGCACCUGCGGAUCCCAAGCUCGGAUCCCAGCUCUACAAGGACGACCUGAACUUUGAGUUCGAGGAGAGUCCUCCCACAGGAGCCAGCAGUAGUAGCGGGCAGCAGGAGGAGAGCGAUUCCAGUGAAACUGCAGCGGCCAACAAGCGCUGGGUUGAGAUGCAGUUGACCGACAACCAGCUGCGUUACCCAUAUGACUUAGCCGGAGCCGUGCUGGAGGACAUUAAAGAGGAGGACGGAGAGUUUGAGGUGGGCAGUAGCCGCAUCAGCAGUUUUAAAGACUCCUUUUCGAGCACACCCGAAUACGAUGUGGCGGCACGACGCUAUCAUUCCCGUGGUGAGCACGACGAUGUCUCAAUGAGUAGUCUACAGGAGUUUGAGUCCCUGGAGCAAGCCAUUUCCCUAGAAAACCGAAAUCGCACACACCAAGGUUCUACGGAUUCGAGCAAUGGAAGCUUCACCCGCCGAUAUGUGGUUCGUCACAGUGGCAGUGGAACUGCCCCUGGUGACGAUGUAUCGGUCUCCAGUCUGAAGGACUUCGAGGGUCUCGAGAAUGCCUGCAUUGAAGCCCACCUGAUUGAGAUCAAGGCCAGGGAGGAAGCUGCAUUACUUUCGCGCUCGGAUGAGUCUAAUAAAUCGAAUGGCAGCGAAAAAGGAGCCACGGGUAAUGUUGUGGUGACCAAGGUAACGCGCACCGUAACCCGCACCGAAGUGGUGCCCUCCAGUCAAGUGGAGAGUAUCGAAGCCCUGCUAAAGCAGAAGCUGGAGCGGGAGGAAGGAUCCGUUCAAGGCAAAGUCACCGACAUGAGCACCACUGAGUUGGAUACCAAGUCUAAGAUCGACAGUCAGGACUCCGAAAAGGAUAGCAUCGAUAGCAUGGAGAUCAGCAAAAGCCACGACAUGAUGACCAGCAGCAUUGAGAGCUUUGACAUCUCCAAGGACGCCACGACGAGAUCGGACAUUGAUUCUUUGGAGAUCGAUAAGCGACACUCGCGCCAGGAGAGCAUAGAAUCCUUUGGCGAUGAGCAGCUGGAUCUCAUGAGCAAGUUCGUUAGCGGCGGUGGAGUGACACUGGGUGAUGGACUGACCACCACCACGACCACGACUACCACCAGCACGGAUGCCGAUGGGCAUGAACAUACGGUGACCAGGGUGAUAACCACUACAACAAAUGUGGCUGGUGGCAUCCAGGAACUUCCAAUGGACGAGGCCGGUAUGUCGAAGGACGUAUCGGUGGAUUCCUUAAACAUGUGCGUGGAGCAAACAACCAGUUCGGCUGGCACAACGGCCACGUACCAGACUAGCGCUGGUAACUCCCAGAUGUCCGGGAGCGUGACCAGCUGUGCAUCCAGCACUCUCAUGGAGGAUUCGUUCCCUGGUGUGGGUGGCAUGUCGUCGUCGCAAAUGUCGGCCAGUUUUUGGUCACACGAUGAGUCCACGGUGGUCGAGGAUGAAGGACGCGAUCUCGCCAAGAAGCCACACCAAGGCCACUAAACGCUGGAUGGGAUUGGGAGAUAGAGAGAGAUACAAAGAGAAAGAGCGAGAGAGUCAGAAGAAAAGAGAUAUAUAAGAGAUGUCACACGUAAUCCUAUAUGAAAAUGGGGCUUGAACGGUGACUUAGAAUAUUUGGCUAGGUAAGCAUCACACGGCAAAGGCUGCGCGGCUUUUCGUUUUACUUUUGUUUUGUGUCUUUACUUGGUCUUCGACUUAGAAGCAGAGCUCAACUUUGACAGAGAAAAACAAGGCGCCCUUCUAGACGAAGCACUAAUGAAGGAGUUUCUGGAUGAGGAACGCAUCUUUACCGGCUCUGAACAUCACCGAUUUCAAAUCGAACAGCGAGAGGGAUUUAUUAAUUAGCAAAUUUGACAUUUUCCAUCUACACAGACACACACACACACACAUUUUUAAUGAUAUUGAAGUGCAUACACGAGUUUUUAAAGGCAAAUAUAUAUAUUUUAUAUAUUUAUAAAAACUAUAAAAUCGCAAACAUGAAUAUGAAUACGAAUAUGAAUAUGGCAAAAAUUAGCCGUUCAACGCAUUUUCUUAUUGGCUUUAAUGUUUAAAAAUAUAAAUAAAGUUACGGCAGAAACCGAAAAUCUUUGUGCUAGGCGUUGUAAUGGAAUACACCUUUGCUUUUAAUUUGAUGUAGUUAUUAUAUAUGUACAUGUACGAAGGAAACUUAUUAUUAAAUGAAUCGCUUAUUAUUGUAGUUUAAUUUAAGCAAUUAUACAAACGCAUGUGAAAAAGGGGACGCAAUGAAAUAGUUAAAGCGUGGCAAGUGAAAUGCUUUUAAAGUCUCAUUUUUUACCAGAACCAAGCAAAUUUUUUCGCUUGCAUAUUUUAACAGUGAAAUAUACAUAAAUAUACAAUCUGAAAAAGAAUGCAUAGAUCAAAUUUAAACCAUAUACAAACAAAAUAUGAACUUAAUUCACAUAGAAAUACCAAAAAAAAAAAAAACAACAGCCAUUAAGUGUAUCGCUAAUUUUCGUAAUGCACAUCUUGCGUGAACGAGUAUUUGUCAAAGAACCUAAUUAUUGAAAGGAUUUAAACGUUUUAGCAUCACCACUGUAAUGGAAUAUGAAUAAAAAAAAAUAAUAUUUGUGUUAAAAACAUACAAGAAAUAUUGAAUGAAAAAGAAAAACAUUAUUGUAUUGUAAACCCACACGCGUAUGAAUAACCAAAUAAAAUGCUUAAUACAAA
Drosophila yakuba is the source of this 20800-nucleotide messenger RNA. RefSeq names its product ankyrin-3. Gene Ontology annotation, molecular function: protein binding. The record is from RefSeq and is a predicted model, not a curated record. Bases 272 to 19594 code for a protein of 6440 amino acids. Gene Ontology annotation, biological process: signal transduction. The transcript is spliced from 24 exons. Lineage: Eukaryota; Metazoa; Arthropoda; Insecta; Diptera; Drosophilidae.